Haliotis rubra (blacklip abalone) is the source of this 2310-nucleotide messenger RNA. Its product is annotated as UDP-N-acetylhexosamine pyrophosphorylase-like. Gene Ontology annotation, molecular function: UDP-N-acetylglucosamine diphosphorylase activity. Gene Ontology annotation, biological process: UDP-N-acetylglucosamine biosynthetic process. The record is from RefSeq and is a predicted model, not a curated record. Lineage: Eukaryota; Metazoa; Mollusca; Gastropoda; Lepetellida; Haliotidae. The coding region runs from base 163 to 1719 and encodes 518 amino acids. The transcript has 11 exons.
AAGACGGUGACACGUGUCACUUCCGGCAAUCGGGUACUCGUGUUUAUCAGAACGCCUUCGUAACACAAAUUGUAAAAUUGUCAACAAGGGAAGACCGCGAACGUGGUGGCUGGAAACUGAGCAAAUAACUGCACACAUCACCGACACAAACAUCCAGUCAAUAUGGACAUAGAUGGUCUGAGAUCCACCCUCAACAAGCACGGACAGGGGCACCUGCUCAAGUUCUGGGACGGGCUGAGUUCCGAGGACAAGGAGCACUUCUACAAGGAGCUCACCAGUAUCGACUAUGAGGAGGUCACCACCUUCUACAAGAAUGCACAGGAGUUCCUGAACUCUGCUGCCCAGAAGAUAGAUGACCAUCUUCAGCCCCUGUCCUCAGAGGUCUGUGGCAGUUCCUCCAAGACUGACCCAGAAACACUUCUCAGUUAUGAGAAAAAAGGUCUGACUGCAGUGAGUGAGAACAAGGUGGCAGUGUUGCUGCUUGCUGGAGGCCAAGGGACCAGACUGGGGGUACCCUACCCCAAGGGCAUGUACAAUGUGGGGCUGCCCUCCAAGAAGACCCUUUAUCAAAUUCAGGCUGAGCGUAUUUUGAGUGUUCAGAACCUAGGCAAGAAACAGUCAGGCAAUUCAGGAGUUAUACCAUGGUACAUUAUGACCAGUGAACACACAAUGGAGCCCACACGAGAGUUCUUUGCUAAGAACAACUACUUUGGUCUACAGAAGGACGAUGUUGUCCUGUUUGAGCAGAGUUUGCUCCCUUGCUUCAGCUUUGAUGGAGAGAUUAUUUUACAGAGUCCCUCCAAACUUGCCCUUGCUCCAGAUGGUAAUGGAGGCUUGUACCGCGCCCUACGUCGAAGCAAGGUCCUUGAUGACAUGGAGAAGCGUGGCAUUGAGUACAUACAUGUCUACUGUGUAGACAACAUUCUUGUCAAAAUGGCUGACCCCAUCUUCAUGGGGUUCUGCAUCUCAAAGGGAGCUAACUGUGCUGCAAAGGUCGUAGAGAAGGCAUUCCCGACGGAGGCUGUGGGGGUGGUGUGUAAAGUGGAUGGUGUGUACCAGGUGGUGGAGUACAGUGAAAUCACACAGGCCACUGCUGAGAAGAGAAACGAAGAUGGCAAACUGGCCUUUAAUGCUGGCAAUAUCUGCAAUCAUUUCUUCACAAUCGACUUCCUGAAACAUGCAUCUGAUGGCCCCCAGGAGAGUCAACUGAAGCACCACGUGGCAAAGAAGAAGAUCCAGUAUGUGGACAGUGACUGCAAGGUCCAGAAGCCAACCACAUCAAACGGCAUCAAGAUGGAGAAGUUUGUCUUUGAUGUCUUUCAGUUUGCCACUGACAGAAACUUUGCUGUGUGGGAUGUGCUGAGAGAGGAUGAGUUCUCUCCCCUGAAGAACGCUGACAGUGAAGAUGCUAAGGUUAAAGUGAAGGACACUCCUAGCACUUGUCGCCAGGCUCUGAACAACCUCCAUCAACGAUACAUUGUUAAGGCUGGAGGCAAGUUCGUGGACAGCGAAGGAUCUGCCAUUCAAACUCAGACAAGUGGCAUUCAAAAUGGAAACGAGAGUUGCCAAUCAGUCGUGUGUGAGAUCUCACCAUUAGUGUCUUUUGCUGGAGAGGGCUUGGAGGAGCAUGUGUCAGGCAAGGUGUUAGUGUCUCCAGUUACCCUUGAAGUAACACCAGAAAAUGGCAAACCUCUGCUGCAACAGGGAUCUGCAAAAUAAUGCUGACUACUUCUUAGACCAACCUUACCACCAGCUGAACGCCUGUGUGGUUGAAGUAACAACAGCUUUCAUUAUGUAUGCCUUGACAACAUAUUUUAUGUAUGACAUCAAUACCUUGAUGACAUAACCCUAUGUGCCAUUAUGAAAUCAUUAAUAGUUGCCUGGCAAUAAGUACUUUGUGUGUUGUGAUAUGACCAGUUGUCAUGGUAACAGGCAUUAUGACCCUUUGUCACGGUAAAUCCAUCGUGUUUGACAACAGCUGCCUUACUGACCGCCAUAAAGCACAACACAAUGGGAACAAAUCAUCAGAAACAUCUUCACGCUUGGCGGUGUUGGCGUCACUCCCAUCAGCAUGACGUGUAGAUCAUGGCAGCUCGACUCAUUGUCAUCAUCAUCAUCAUCAUCGGCAUCGUUGCUUGGCUUUGUUGUACACCAUAUACUCAAGAGGAACUUAUUUAUAGAUUUUAUUGUCAUAUAUCUCUAUACCAUUGCCACAUUGUUACCACCACACCUCAAAUGCAGCUUAGUCCAUAUUGACUCACAAAGGGCUUGCCAGAAAUUGGAAUCUAAAAAUAUAUUGUUUGUACAAAA